This is a messenger RNA of Prorocentrum cordatum, 2006 nucleotides long. The record is from the annotation of a GenBank genome assembly. Lineage: Eukaryota; Dinophyceae; Prorocentrales; Prorocentraceae.
CGCGGGCUUGCUCACGGUAUUGCUGUAUCGCUCCGUCACGAAGCGCAGGAGCAUUUCCGACGAGAUGCUGCGGCCGCGGGCGCUGAUGGGCGACCUCACGACGCAGUGGGUUGGACAGCAUGUCCAGGCAGGCGCCCACGACCUCAAGGCUGCCUUCACGAGUUUUGUGGAGGAUGUGGAGCCCCUCGGCAUGACCAUCAAGCUGGACAAGUCAGGAUGGCUGGGCGCCAUUCGCUCUGCUGUCCGUGGCUGCGCAAGGGCAGGCCGCGCUCUGCGGUUGCCACAUCGGAAGGGAGUGCGCAACAUGGGGCAGGACACCAAUGAGCGGGGCGUGGUGCGCGCGGCCUUGUGGCGGACAGGGUUUUUCCCGUCUGCGGGCCAUGGCGCGGCCGUGGCUGGCGCCACCGACGAGCAGCUCAAGACGCUGAGGCACGCCGCGGUCGCGCCCUGCCCGGGCAAGGGGGGCGAGAACAGUGGCUCCUCCACGAUCUUCUUGGCCGCGCAGCGGGACCGGUACAUGGGCCCCAUAUUUGAUGCGACGGUGGCGCCAGACACCCGAUACUGCGCACAUGUCUGGGACGGCAAGCUGUUUUUGAGCCAACUGCAGCGGGCACGGCAAGCCCUUGCGGCCAGCCGGCAGCGGAGCGCCCCAACUUGUCACGGCGUUCGCGGCCCGCUUGCGGCCACUCGGUUGAGCCUCCGCAGGAUCGGCUGGGGCAUGAGCUCGAGCUUGCACUUGCGCGCGGACUUGGGCGAAGCGCUCCACAUCCUGGCCGCGCCGCCAAAGGUCAUCGGGCACAUGCUGAAGACGGACAUCCAGCGCUGGGCAGGGCGACGGAUCCUGGCUCAUCAUGCGGACUGCCCUCCGAUCUCAUCGGCGCCUGUUUGGUUGAGGGCGGUCCGCCAGUGCCCUGCUCCUCCUCGCGCUGCCGUCGGAGGUGCGGGAGCAGGGCAACUUCGCGAGCUGUGGUCUGGGUCAGCGCGGGGCCCCGCCGCGCGGUGGCAGAUGGGGUACCUCACCAGCCCCGAUUGCCCAUGCUGCGAGGGCGCCCCGCCGUGCACGAGGGGCCACCAGUUCAACGAGUGCCCGACCAUCCUGGCGACUGGCUCGCACGAGGACUCCAUGGGCAUCGAGCCGAUCUCGGAGCAGGCUACCAAGGUGAGGACCAGGCUCAUGGAGCGGAUGCAAAUCGGGGCGGGCGACGUGGACUACGACAGGUUCGACGUCAUCACGGGUGUCCCGCAGGUGCCCUAUGACGCCCCCGGGGCUAAGAGGCCCCAAGAUUGCGAUUGGUGGGGCGACUGGACCUCCGACGUGGGCGACAGGAGCACCAUCGUGCACCACGACGGGUCGGGCCAUGAGACGGCCUGGCCCGAGCUUACGAGAUGCAGCUGGGCACGCGUACAGGUCAGCUGCGAGGGCCUCCCCCUUCGAGCAGUAUUCGGACCUCUGCCUGGCAGCCGCCAAGCGGUGGGUCGGGCGGAGCGUCGCGCGCUGCUAAUGGCCACGACGCACAUGCCGUACCUUCGGUUUGUCGUGACCAACCUGGCGGCCCUUGCGCGCGAGGUCGAGGCCCGGGAGCCCCGCCAGGCGGCUUCGGGCAGCGAGUAUGCAAACAUCUGGAGGGAUAUCUUGGAGCUCACGGAUUUACGAGCUGGAUGUGGCCGAGUUCGGCCUGCUGCAUGUUGGCGCCCUGCGCGCCUCGACCUCGAGAGGUUCGUCCAGUUGGGGCACUUCGCUGAGGACUUCUUUGGCAACCAGUGGGCGGCUUUAUUCGCCAAGGUGGGCGGGCGAUUGCACAGGCUGCCCUCCGCCCUGCUGGAUCUGUACAAAGUGAAGCUCAGUGACGCUAGGGAGGAGGCGAAGGCCCUCUCCUGGCUGAUGGCGGCGGUCGGUGAGCACACUGACUCUGCUAGCAUGCCUGUGCCUCCCCGUGUCCGCCCUGCGGCGGGGGCCCGACCUGCGCAGUUGGUCGAGUCUCGGCACGACCUGGAGCGCCCCGGAG